AUACCUUUAGCGCAGUUGUCUUCGUUACAACCCAAACUGUCAAGAUGGCGGACAGAAGCAAAGAUCGCUGAUCUGUGCUGGAAUUUCUACAUUUUACCACCAUAAGAACUCACUUGAAGGGCACAGAAGGAUGUAUUCGGAAGAGGAUUUUCCUAUGAAGCGCACGGAAUCUUCCAGCUGACGGUAAACAGGUGGAAAACGGCGAAGUCAACAUGCUAACUGGAGCAUACUCAGACAAGUACAAGUUGGUCCAACAGGACCAGGUCCAGCAGUUGAGAACCCACUCUGCUCGUAGGAAGGAACAGGACAGGGCCAAGACACUGAGGCAGGAAACUCUGCGCAGGAGGAAGGCGUUAGAGGACAAGAAGAAGCAUGACGCGGAGAGAGAGGCCAAGCGUCGUGAACAGGAGCUCGCCAAGAGACGAGAACGUCAGCAGGAAGCCACGGAAAAAUUUCAGAGGGCUCAUGUCAGGCAAGGGUCUGCUAGAGGGAGGAAAUCCCGCACCCCAACACUAGACGAGGUGUUACGACAGGUCCGAGGGACGUCAAGAGCGUCCACAACAUCUGGCGUCACUAACACCUCAGCACGAACCAUCUUUUCAAGGAAAUACGGAGGUAGCAAUCCGGACCUUUCCACUGAGACUGGGGGUGGCGCAGGCCUGCAGUACGGGAAGCUGACGGCAGAAAUGCGUACCACCAGUGAACGCAACCUUGCCAGCAGCAAGAAAAUGUUCGAACAGCAACUGGAGGAGCAAAAUCGACUUCUUGCUGAGCAACAACAAAGGACCAUACAGGAGCUCCAUGAAGAAGUAGAGCAUCUCCGUCGCAGCUCCAGCCUCUCCAGUCUGGACAGCCUUGACGAGAACCGUACCGCUCCGUCCCACCAUCCCGCGUACAGGACGGACCAGCCAAUCAGCGGGAUCACCGUGGACUCCAAAUACACCGAUCCCAACUACGUAUCUCAGGGUUUGUACGCGCAGGGGAUACCAGCUGCUAGGGCGGGGUAUGACAUGCCAUACGGACAAUACUAUUCUUCGACUCCUGUGACAGACUCGAAUUUUCGAGGGCCCGCGGGUUAUCAGUACCAGACAGGGCACGAUACAAACUUCCAAGCCAAUGGCUACGCUCCGCACGGUACUGGUCAACAGCCUGCGAUCAUUGGCAGGCCUAGAGACACUGCGAGCGAUUAUGGGACGCAGUCCAACGCGUUUUCGAGUGCCACUAGUGUCCCUACAAACAGUGGGGGAGGGAAGAGUUUCCUGGGUGUAUCAGGUGUUAGGAUACAGCAUGGGGCUGGGCAGGCACCUGCUCAGCAGAGACUGUUCACAACUGCACCUGGGGAUCGGGCGGGUUUCCAAUCCUCUACUGCAGGGGAUUCAAACCAUCGUGCGUACGUCCCGGACAGUCACGAACUACAAGUGGAGGAAGCUAACGAAUUAGUUCAGGAUGCUCUCGCGAAAACGCCACAGGUAAUGACAAAUACAGGCUAUGGGUCGAACGCCAGAACGACAACCCAGGCGCCAUACUCAAACCCCAGGUAUCGCCUGUUGUUCUCUCAGAAAAAGGCUUGGGGUACGCCCACCUCGCAGGCUGAAGAGAUGACAGCAACACAAAGCAGCUCAACAGUAAGUAGUGGUGCUGGGAUCACAACUGUCACUCCAAGUACCACCCGUAUCAUUCCCUCUGCCACCACAAUAACAACAACAACAGUCUCUCACACCACGGGAAAUAGUUCUGUCGCACAUACUAACGGCACAAGCAGUGCCUCUAGUGUGUCCCAGGCUUCAACUACAAGAACUCCAAUGGCUUACUCUAGGCCACUCUUGAACUACACAAGGGUCACAGAAAACAGCACUGUUACAAGUAACGAUGCUCACAACCACACCAAUGGGUACUCCAGAACUAACCAUGACAGAGAGAGUACUGUAGAAAGGAACACAAGUUAUAACGUGCCAGGAAGUCAACAAAGUAGGACAGCUUCCGGCACUGGAAUCUCAGUCAAGGGGCACGCGGUCAGCUCAGAACAGCAGACACAGCUCCAUGACACGCAGAAACGUUUAGACCUACUGAGGCAAGAACGAGAGGCCCACCGUGCAAACGGAAUGUUCCAGAAGGCAGAGGAGGAAGAGAAAGAAAGUGACCAUCAGUCGGAGGAAGAAGAAUUAGAAGAAGAGUCGGAACCAGAGCCUCCAAAGCCUAAGAUCAUCAAAGGAAUCUUGAAAAAGAAGUCCAAGUAUGAAUCUCAUCCUUCGCGACCCUUCAGUGUGGUUAUAACGGGAGGGAGACAGAUACAAGACAGUGUGGACUUGGCGAAACAGGAGAAGAAAAAGCGUGGCAUUCGCUGGGUGGACCUAACAUAUGACGACGAUGAAAAAGAACAAAAUAAUGAGUUACAAAUAGGCGCAAAGCCACAACCGAGCACGCAAACUUCCAGACCAACAACAACCCCUCAAGCCACCGCGAUUCACAAUGGGCCAACGAGACUUCAGACUGGGAGGCGGCGCGUUUCCAGCGCAGGGUCGGUACGGAAAGCAAUAUUAGCCCGAGCGAAAGCCGCGUCCAGACAGGGAACCAUAACACUCCACGGUAACGACAGCUCGCAGCCUCAUAACGAAGAUACUCCUGGUGACCAAGUUGGAAAGCCAUCAAAUCGUCAACUCAGUGUCUCAACUUGCAGUUACUCAAUACAAGCCACACCCAGCCAACCACAGGCCUCCACACAAAUGCCCAGGAAAGUCGAGAACACAAAACAGACCAAUGCGCAAACGAAAAUGGAAAACGAUCACGAAAUUUACAGCGCCAAUGGACUUCGUCUUGACAAGACUCCGACAGACGACGAAAUCAAUUGGCUGUGGGACAAGGUUCGCUCCUGUUUGAAUCAGAGAGCUGACCGGUCAGGAAUGGAGACUGCAGAGCAAGUUUCAACAGCUUCUGCAUCAAAACAGGAUCCUGCUGUGACAGGAAGCCGGCAGACAGCUCAGAUGUCCCAGCUGACCCUGGACGGGGGGAGGUUAGCAGGCUCGGAGGUGGUCCCCAGGCUCAGAACCAUGCCCAGGGUGGGGGGGUUCUCAUCUGCAGCACCCACAGCAGGAGGAAGGAGAAGAACAGCCAGUGAGAACAACAGCGCCUCCUUGCGUCGUAAUGCCCUACUGCAGCAGAGGAACCAGCAAAGAGCCAACACCUUACAGAAGACCCCCACCCCCUCACAGCAGCAAGUCCGGUUUACGGAAAUCUCACAGACUACUACAGGUCCCAUCCCCAGUGCCCAGGAGCCAGGGAACAGGACAGCGGGCCCUACUGACAGUGAGGUGACCGAGAGUCUGGCCGCUUUCCUGGAGGCUGAGUACAUGUCUGACCAGCCCAUCUCUGAAGCUGAGAUCGCUGCUGCACUAGACGCCAUGCAAAACAGACAGACUGGACAGAAGGCACCAAGUGCACUGUCCAUGGAGGAACGAAGACUUCUGCAGUCUUUGGACAGACUCAACCAGAGGUUAAAAGUUACAGAAACUGUCACUCAGAAUGCUGCAACCAACAUGACACAAAAACCCCCACUCCAUCCGGGAACAAGAACUAACCAGUCCAAACCAAAGCGGGUGAUGUCAGCGACCACCGUGGGACCACGAUACCACUUCAGAACAGGCUCCGCUGACAACAACACACGCGCUAGGAAAAACUAUGUCUAUCAGUAAAACAUUCUUUGCAUCUCUGAUGUCACAGACA
Molecule: messenger RNA, 3720 nt
Organism: Branchiostoma floridae (Florida lancelet)
Lineage: Eukaryota; Metazoa; Chordata; Leptocardii; Amphioxiformes; Branchiostomatidae
Exons: 12
Coding region: 213-3689 (1158 amino acids)
Biological process (GO): cytoplasmic microtubule organization; non-motile cilium assembly; mitotic spindle organization
Cellular component (GO): midbody; centrosome; ciliary base
Source: RefSeq, a predicted model, not a curated record